AUGGGUAUGGCCCCGGCAUUGACUCCAGAAGUCGAAUUCUUGCUGACGUCGUUCCAGGUCCCUGUAGCUGCAGCUGUGGCGCCAACUGCGGUUGCCCUGCGGGAAAAUGCACAUGCAAAUAAGUCUAUAACGGGGCUCUGUUCGAUGACCUUGAAUUCCUCGUCAGGACACAAGAUUUGA
This is a messenger RNA of Exophiala spinifera, 180 nucleotides long. RefSeq lists its product as uncharacterized. The transcript has 3 exons. The record is from RefSeq and is a predicted model, not a curated record. NCBI's taxonomy places the organism in Eukaryota, Fungi, Ascomycota, Eurotiomycetes, Chaetothyriales, Herpotrichiellaceae. The coding region runs from base 1 to 180 and encodes 59 amino acids.